Molecule: messenger RNA, 1050 nt
Organism: Sphaerodactylus townsendi
Lineage: Eukaryota; Metazoa; Chordata; Lepidosauria; Squamata; Sphaerodactylidae
Product: protein PAXX-like
Biological process (GO): double-strand break repair via nonhomologous end joining
Cellular component (GO): nucleus; nonhomologous end joining complex; site of double-strand break
Molecular function (GO): molecular adaptor activity
Source: RefSeq, a predicted model, not a curated record
AUGGCUCCGGUCGGGAAAUUCCAGAUCGUGCAAUAUGAAGGACAGUGUUUCUUCUGCUUUUGCAGCAAAAACUCCGUCCCCAGGCUCCAUGUCAUAAAUGUUUGCGAGUUCUGGAGGUGUGAUGUUCCUUUGGACAAGCUGGACGGACAGGUAUCUCAGGAUGGGCUGAAUUCUGCAUGUGAUGACAGCAUUGUUAAACUCAGAGAAGUCGUUGAGUAUCAGACUCCUUCACUAACCAUACAUGACAGCAAAGCCACCUUAAAGUUCCAAGACAGCAGAGAAACGUUCACCUUUGAUUUGUUCAAAGUCUUCCUCUCUGAAGCAAGGAAACUAGCCCAGGAUCUGGUAUUUGGCUUGGUGGAGCAGGUGCAAAAGCUGGAAACAAAUGGAUGCCUUGCUAGUGCUGGUCCUUCACCACUUAGUAGCCCUGAGAAGAACACAUUGAAAAGCCAGUCUCUCUUCACUCCAGAACUGAGUCCUCGCAAAGGCCGGAGUGGAGCUGGCACAGAGCAAGUGGCAAAUAAAAAGAGGAUGCCUGGAGAGUCCCUCAUUAAUCCCGGAUUCAAAAGUAAAAAGACACCUACUGGGGUAGAUUUUGAAGAGGUCUGAGUAUUCCUCACAUCAGUCAAGGCAAAUUCACAAGAUCUUAUCACAGACUUUUUAACAAGAUAUUGUGAAGUAUGUGUAUGCAUUUGAUCAUUUUAAACCCGAUGACUUGCUCAGCCUUCAGCCUACCUUCUGCUCAAAACAGUGGCAAAACUCUCUGAAAAACCCAUGGAUUUUGAGAGAGAAAAGAACCAAGCAAGGUUAACUUCCCGUCUGCCAAAGAGAAGAUUGUAAACUGAAUGGGUGUCCGACACCAGUCUCAGAUGGCUGGCAGGGUUAACAUGGAUUGAUGUCCACAACUUGACGGAGGAUCCCACCCCUUCCCAGGGACACUGAAUUGAUUUCCCAGUGGGUGAAGUGCCUGGAAACCACACGAGAAGCAAAGCCCAAACUGAGGGCUUCUCCCUCUCCUGCUUCUGCCAAGCUCCCCUCCUCACUGGCCUG